Messenger RNA from Diplodia corticola, 855 nucleotides. Its product is annotated as nad-binding protein. Lineage: Eukaryota; Fungi; Ascomycota; Dothideomycetes; Botryosphaeriales; Botryosphaeriaceae. The record is from RefSeq and is a predicted model, not a curated record. Gene Ontology annotation, molecular function: oxidoreductase activity. The transcript has 4 exons. The coding region runs from base 1 to 855 and encodes 284 amino acids.
AUGGCACCCCUCGUCUUCUUCAUUACCGGCACCUCGACCGGCUUCGGCAACGAGUACGUCAAGAUCUGUCUCGCAAACGGGCACAAGGUCGUCGCCACGGCGCGCGACUCGUCCAAGCUCUCGUUCGCGUCCAUCUCCAACGCCUCGAGCCUGCUGCUCGUCGACCUCGACGUCACGAAGAAGGAGUCGAUCGGCGCGGCCUUCGGCGCCGCCCUCGCCAAGUUCGGCCGCGUCGACGUCGUGUGCAACAACGCCGGCUACGGCCUGGCCGGCGCCUUCGAGACGCUGUCCGAGAAGCAGAUCCGCACCCAGAUGGAGGUGAACUUCUUCGGCUUGAUCGACGUGACGAGGCGGGCGAUGGAGGUCAUGCGCGACGAGCAGAGUCCGCCGGGGGGUGUGAUUCAGCAGGUGACGAGUAUUGGGGGGCAGAGGGGUGUGCCCCUGUUUUCGACGUAUUGUGCCUCCAAGUGGGCGGUCGAGGGCUUCACCGAAGCCGUGUCCAAGGAGGUCAAGCCGGAGUGGGGCAUCAAGUUCACGUGCAUCGAGCCCGGUGGGUUCAGGACGGACUGGGCGGGUAGGAGCAUGGACUUUGGCGAGCCCCACCCUGCGUACGACCACCUCAACGCCAAGGAGAUCAUGGGCAAACGGCACGGAACCCAGGCGGGCGACCCGAAGAAGGGAGCCCAGGCCUUCUACGACCUCGCCGUCAUGUCCGACCCGCCGCUGCGCUGCAUCGUCGGCACCGACGCCUACGCCGCUAUCAAUGAGAAGUUGGAUCAAUAUCGCGACAACGUGAAGAAGAACGAGAAGCUGAGCAACAGCACCGACGUCGACGGGUACAAGAAGCCGGAGUAG